Messenger RNA from Corticium candelabrum, 2464 nucleotides. RefSeq lists its product as uncharacterized. Gene Ontology annotation, molecular function: nucleic acid binding. The transcript has a single exon. The record is from RefSeq and is a predicted model, not a curated record. Lineage: Eukaryota; Metazoa; Porifera; Homoscleromorpha; Homosclerophorida; Plakinidae. Gene Ontology annotation, biological process: DNA integration. The coding region runs from base 13 to 2292 and encodes 759 amino acids.
UGGCAACGAGCGAUGGAACAAGUUCUGAUGGGAAUACCGGGCACCAGAUGCUACCUGGACGAUAUCAUCAUCACGGGCCACACCCUAGAAGACCACUUGACCAACUUGGAGAUGGUUCUUCAUCGGCUGGAGGAGUAUGGCUUGAAGGCUAACAAAGAGAAGUGCAAGUUCUUGAGCGAUUCCGUAGAAUAUUGUGGCCACAUAAUAUCGGCGAAAGGUCUACACACAUCGGAAAAGAAGACACGAGCCAUCACUCAGAUGCCAGUACCAUCUAGUAUUCAACAGCUGAGGUCUUUCCUUGGAAUGAUCCAAUAUUACGCCAGAUUCUUGCCAAAUCUGUCGACGGAGCUUGCACCUUUGCAUGACCUGUUGAAAAAGGACGCCCCGUGGGAGUGGGGUGAAGACCAGGGAAAAAGCUUCACCAAGGUCAAACAGAUGUUGUUGCAAGAUAGGAUUCUCACACAUUUUGAUCCUGGGUUACCAGUAACACUUGCUUGCGACAGUUCAUCCUAUGGACUAGGCGCAGUCCUUUCACACAUGUUUCCGGACGGUAGCGAACGACCCAUCGCAUAUGCUUCCCGUUCUCUAAGCGGGGCGGAGAAACAGUAUGCGCAAAUAGAGAAGGAGGCGCUUGCACUUUACUGGGGAGUAAAGAAAUUCAGACUGUAUCUGGAAGGGCACCGGUUUACACUGAUCACCGACCAUCAACCACUGAAAUUUAUUUUGAGCCCUGACAAGGCUAUUCCAGUCACCGCUGCAGCUCGACUACAACGCUGGAGUUUGUUUCUGGGAGCAUUUACAUACGACAUCCAGUACCGGCCAACAGGGCAACAUGCCAACUGUGAUGGACUAUCACGACUACCUGUGGAUGACGAGAUUCCAGAUCGAAAAGAUGAUACAGCCAUUUUUUACAAUAGCAUUGUGGAUACCUUGCCGGUUACAGCAAAAGAUAUUGAAAGGGCAAGCAGACAAGACCGCCUCAUAUCUCAGGUCAUGGAGAUGGUGCAGCAAGGAGGGCAGUCACUGGAUACAGAAAAGGAACUGAUCCCGUUCAACAGGAGGAGAAACGAAUUGAUUACACAUCAGGGGGUCCUGAUGUGGGGAUCUCGAGUGGUGGUACCAACCAAGCUUAGAGCAAGGGUGUUGGAAACCUUGCAUGAGGGCCAUCCCGGGAUGGUGAAAAUGAAGGGUUUAGCUCGGUCAUUCGUGUGGUGGCCGGGCAUAGAUGGAGACAUUGAAAGAGAGGUUCGACACUGUGUAGGAUGUCAAGAGAAUGCGAGGACACCUGGUAGAGGGCCGCUCCAUAGAUGGGAGUACCCAGCUAAACCUUGGCAGAGGCUGCACGUAGAUUUUGCAGGACCCCUCGACGGACAGAUGUAUCUUUUGGUCAUCGAUGCAUACAGCAAAUGGCCUGAAAUUUUUUCCAUGAGAAGCACCGUGGCUGAGGAGACAGUGGCAACUUUGCGGACAUUGUUUGCUCGGUUGGGCCUACCUGACCAAGUAAUAUCAGAUAACGGCCCACAGUUUACAUCAGAGUGUUUCAGAAUGUUCAUGUGCAAGAAUGGUAUUCGACAUGUCACGGGGGCACCAUAUCAUCCCGCGACGAAUGGUCAGGCGGAGCGUUUGGUGCAAUCAUUCAAGAGAGCCAUGAAAGCAGAGAAAAGGGAGAGAACAGCACAACACAAACUGGAUAGGUUUUUGCUUUCAUAUCGGAACUCCCCUCAGGCCACUACGGGACAGAGUCCGGCUCAGCUUUUGUUGGGUAGAAACAUCAAGUCAAGACUGGACUUGGUUAAACCAAGUGUGGAACGGGAAGUCAACAGCAAACUGAUACAAAACGAAUAUCGUCCGCCAAAGGGUUUUGCCAAAGGACAAGCGAUCUGGUUUAGAAAUUACCAUCUGGGCCCCAAGUGGCUUGUCGGAACCGUCGAGGAGCAAACUGGACCGGUGUCCUACAGAGUGGCAACGCCUACCAGAACACACAGGUUACACGCGGACCAAAUGAGAUCAGGGCCACAUCCUGAGGGAGUCCCUAGCAAGGAUACAGGUGCAAAGACAGAAGAGGUAGCGUUGUCUCAGCCAUUACCAGGGCGAGAGCCAGUAACUGGGCAAGAGGGGGAAACACAGACACAACAAGAAAUGGACAGCAGACAGGAAGCUCCUAACGAAUGUCAGAUACCAGAGCCACCCACACCAGUACCAGAAGGAGGAAAUGCCACAUGUACCAGGUCAGGGCGGAGAGUACUACCACCCGCUCGCUUGGUAGAAUAUGUUACGGACUAUGCAAAGUGAUUGGUUGUUUUAGCACUAGUUUAGCGCUGUUGGGUUGCGUUGUUUCAGAAUAGCACAGGGGGUGUAGAGUAGUGGCCCGGCAUAUCCGGGGAACAGCAGUUGUGUAGCCGGGUACUGUACUUGUGCAACGGACGUGAGACUGGAAGUCUAACAGAGUAUUACCGUGAGUACA